AUGGCUCUCCUUAUCGGGAAGAGAAUGAGGCCUAUUAGGGCUGGUUGGAUUCAGUCUUGGGGUCUGUGGCUUUUCCUUGGUUAUGCAUUGGUGAUUUCAAUGAUAUGCUUUGGGAUUUUGAGAAGAGAGGUGGAAGAAGGUUGGACAACAACAGGAGAAGAUAUCUACAGGAAUUUCUAG
Molecule: messenger RNA, 180 nt
Organism: Prunus armeniaca (apricot)
Lineage: Eukaryota; Viridiplantae; Streptophyta; Magnoliopsida; Rosales; Rosaceae
Source: the annotation of a GenBank genome assembly